Messenger RNA from Benincasa hispida (wax gourd), 1386 nucleotides. Its product is annotated as F-box protein PP2-B10-like. Lineage: Eukaryota; Viridiplantae; Streptophyta; Magnoliopsida; Cucurbitales; Cucurbitaceae. Gene Ontology annotation, molecular function: protein binding. The record is from RefSeq and is a predicted model, not a curated record.
AGGAGGUUGCAAUUCUAUAAAACAUAAUUUGUGGUUCAAAUUUGCAAAUAGUUUUCAAAUACCUCACAUAUUUGCUGUUUAUUUUUAUCGGCCCUAAUUGACCCCCAAUGCGAAUAACGCAAUGGAAUACGAAACAAGGAUGGAAACGGAGCGCGAAGAAAAUGGCGAUUUGUCCUUUAUGCCCGAAGGAGUAAUAGCUAACCUCUUGUCUUUCACAACUCCAAUCGAUGCCUGCAGCUUGUCGGCGGUUUCCCGAAUAUUCAAUGCGGCGGCGCAGUCCGAUUUUGUGUGGGACAGGUUCCUGCCUACCGAUUGUGAUGUUUUGAUUGCUCAAAGGAAAUCUGUUGAUCCAAUCUCGAGUUCGAAGAAGGAGAUCUUUUUCUCCCUUUGCAACAACCCGGUGCUAAUUGACGACGGCAACAAGAGCUUGUCAUUGGAAAAAUGGAGUGGUAAGAAAUGCAUAAUGCUCGGAGCUAGGGACCUCUCGAUCAUUUGGGGCGAUACCUCUUUAUAUUGGAGCUGGGAUCACCAUCCUCGUUCGAGAUUUGCAGAGGUGGCUAUACUGCUCAAUGUGUGCUGGCUUGAAAUACGUGGAAGAAUAAGUUGCAGAAUAUUGUCUCCUAAAACAACUUAUGCAGUUUACUUUGUAUUCAGAAUGAGGAACUGUAAUUACGAAGGAUUCAAUGUUCAUCCUGCUGAUGCCACAGUUAGAAUUAUUGGGACUGAUAACCAUGGGAGGAGAAGCGUUUGUUUGGACCCUCAUUUGGACAACCCUCGACGGUGGCAGCGACGCCAGCAUGCACCAUGGUCGAUGAGGCCUCCGCCUGGACCAUCUCUAGACAUAUUAGGGUUAGAGUGGCCACAGGAGAGACGUGAUGGGUGGUUUGAAAUUGAGUUGGGAGAGUUUGAAAAUGGUGAUGGAGAUGAUGAAGUUGAAAUAGCUCUUAUGGAGGUCAAGAGCCAUUCUGCCAAGACUGGCCUUGUUGUUGAGGGGAUUGAGAUUAGGCCUAAACACUGUUGGACCUUAUUAAAGCCGUGGUGUUGCAAAUUAGCGCCACGAUUCAAGUAAAAUUUCAAUGGAAUAUUGUUAUUAUUUUGUAUUGUCAUUUAUUCAUCAGGGCGAGGAUGGAGAUGGGGAUUGGAUCAUGAGGAUCCUAUUGUGUAUUCCCACCACUGUUUUGGUGUUCGUGUUUUAUGUGUUUCGGAUUGAAGUGUUCUCUUUCUUUUUUUUUUUUCCCAAUAUUUUUAAAAUUCAUAUACCACCUUGAAGACACGAAGGACGAGGACGUACAAAUUGUCAAUUUCUCUUCCCCAUCGGAAGGAGUUAAUAGCUAACAUAUUGUUGCUCAAUCCAUUAAAAUUUGAGAAAAUUGCACAGGUGACCUA